Molecule: messenger RNA, 2100 nt
Organism: Ricinus communis (castor bean)
Lineage: Eukaryota; Viridiplantae; Streptophyta; Magnoliopsida; Malpighiales; Euphorbiaceae
Product: chaperone protein dnaJ 1, mitochondrial
Exons: 19
Coding region: 178-1605 (475 amino acids)
Biological process (GO): protein refolding; response to heat
Cellular component (GO): cytoplasm
Molecular function (GO): heat shock protein binding; ATP binding
Source: RefSeq, a predicted model, not a curated record
CCUUGCCGCACACUGUUCGUAGAAAUGUGCAGGAAUCGGUGAGGAAAAAACCUGAACACUUUUUGCUUGCUUAGCACGACGCCUCCCUCUCUAAUAUCUUUUUCUUUUUUUCUCAAAAGAAAAAAGACAAUUUAAGCGAUCUUAUUGAACUUGCGACUAUCAAUAUUUUAGCUCCAAAUGGGAAGAUACGGAUGGCUGGCAACUCUAUGCCGGCGGCGACAUUUGCUAUCAUCUGCGGCCGUAGAAUCAACCGUCAAUAGAGGACAUUGGCACCGGAAAAUAUCUACAUUACGCCAACACCUUUGUCGUGAUCGAUGUUUUCACAGUUGUAGUUUCGUUAUUGCGAAAAGGAGUGGUUGUUUAGGGACAGCUGAAAUGCAGUCAUUGAAGUGCAGAUAUAUUCAUGCUACAGGAACUUGUAAUGCAAAGGAACCUAGUUACUAUGAAAUACUUGGUGUUUCUGAAAAUGCUAGCCAAGAUGAGAUUAAAAAGGCUUUUCAUUUGCUUGCCAAGAAAUACCAUCCAGAUGCUAAUAAAAAUAAUCCUUCUGCAAAGAGGAAGUUUCAAGAAAUAAGGGAAGCUUAUGAGACACUGAAAGAUUCUGAGAAGAGGGCACAAUAUGAUACGAGGCAUGCCAGAAGUUCAGAGAAGGUAGAAUAUGGUGCCAACUUUGCUGAUUGGUUUGGACAUGGUGCUGAAGAUGCUGCAAGGUUUAGAUAUGGUGCUGGUAAUGGAAAGGGGUUUUCUUAUUCCUAUCAAACUAAUUUCUCUGAUUCAUUCCAUAAAAUUUUCUCUGAGAUUUUUGAAGAUGCCAACCAGUCUGCAUCUGACAUACAGGUGGAGCUAGUUCUCUCUUUUACUGAAGCUGCAAGAGGGUGCACUAAGCACCUCUCUUUUGAUGCAUUUGUUCCAUGUGAUUCAUGUGAUGGGCGUGGCUUUCCCAUUGAUGCCAAAACAAGAGUAUGCCCAGCUUGCAGAGGCAUAGGAAAAAUCACAAUUCCUCCAUUUACGUCAACAUGCAGCAGUUGUAAAGGGUCUGGCCGAAUCAUUGAGGUUAGAUGUGAAUUCCUGAAAACAAGCUUUAACCUUCUCUGUAACUAUUUGUGGUUCAAUUAUAUUUGCCACAGGAAUACUGCAUGUCUUGCAGAGGAUCAGGAGUGGUUGAGGGCGUCAAAGAAGUUAAAGUUACUGUACCAGCAGGUAUUGAUUCUGGAGAUACAAUCCGUGUGCCAGAAGCUGGUUGAAGAUGAUCCUGUCUUUACCAGGGAUGGGGUAGAUGUCUAUGUGGAUGCUAAUAUUAGCUUUACCCAAGCUAUCCUUGGUGGUAAGGUUGAUGUACCAACUUUGUCAGGAAAGUUCCAAAUAAAGAUACCAAAGGGGGUUCAACCUGGACAACUGCUGGUACUAAGAGGCAAAGGACUACCGAAGCAUGGUUUUCUCGUAGAUCAUGGUGACCAAUUCGUGCGAUUUCGCAUUAACUUCCCCACUGCAAUAAAUGAACGCCAACGUGCUAUAUUAGAAGAAUUUGCUCUGGAGGAGAUAAAUAAUGAAAAUGGUACCUCAAAUGAAGGAAACUGGCUUUAUCAGCAGCUAUCUACUGGUUGAACUUACAGGUGGCAGCAUCUGCUUGAGCGUGUGACGGAACCUGUAUUUAUGCUUGAAUUUUCUGUGUUCAUAUUAUUCCUGCUGUUUCUUCACAAAAUCAUGGGAUGAAUGCUGACUCAAGUGGCAUUCAGCGGGUGUAUAUAUGCUGAAAUCUUCAUUCUUAUAAGAUAAUUCAUCCUUAGUGGAAGGCCUACUGAUAGAAGAAUAAACUCAGAAGAAAUCAGACACUUCUUACAGAUACAUGUUUCUCAAGAGGAGCUGAGAAGAAUGAUUAAUUACUUUUCCUUCAAUUGGAACACUGCCGCGAUUCUCAUCUUUUGUAAAUGUGAAUACCAUAACCAUAGACGUUGGUGCAUGCAAGGGCAAUUUUCUUUUGCACACAAUACAAGGUUGGCUCAUAAAAGGGCAUAAGCGUGCUUACCCGACAUAAUGCCCCAUUGUUACUAAGCGACAAUUGGAUCUAACAUCUCAGAUUGGUAAAAUAUUUUUUACAUA